AGGUCAUGGAAGCAGAGGACUCACACCUAUAAUUUGCAGCUCAUCAUUUCCAAUAAUAAAACGGAUUGAGGUGACAAAAUAAUGGCUGCUUUCUUCCAUGGAGAAUCUGAAAUGAGAGAACCUUCUUCUGAUCUUUUUAUGAUGAAUCUGAAUCCGUUCUCCGACCCGACAACGACCAUUAAUGAUCAUAACCAUCACUUAUACAACAUGUGCUUCGGGUCCCAGCACCAUCCACGGCGAGUGAGCAAAGAUGAAGUAGGUCUUAUCGAAGAAGGGAACUCUUCGAUCUCCACGGUUUCAAACAGAGGAGUAACGCAAGGCUUCAGGGUUUUGGAUCCGACCUACUUGAAAGCUGCUCAAGAAUUGCUUAAUGAGAAUGUCAAUGUUGGAUAUGGUUGCCGCGGCGCCAAACAAGAGCAAGAGAUGAAUAAAGAGUCGGUGAUUUGUGGAAUGAACUAUGGAGUUGGGGACAUCAACGUUAGCCAUAAACCCGGCGUGGCUGGUUGUCGGAAAGAGUUGCAAAUGAAGAAAGCAAAGCUCAUCUUGAUGGUUGAAAAGGUUGAACAGAGAUACAAGCAAUAUCAUAACCAAAUGCAGACUACAAUCUCAUCGUUUGAGAAAUCAGCGGGUUUAGGCUCAGCAAACUCGUACACACAUAUAGCGUUACAAACGAUAUCAAAGAAGUUUCGUGCUGUAAAAGACAUGAUAUGUUUGCAAAUCAAACACAUAAAUAAGUUGUUGGGAGAAAAAGAAUGUGAAGGUUUGAAUUUAGCUCACGAGCAGCAUAAGCAGUUAGGGAAGAUGACACAUAACCAUUGGAGAACGCACCGAGGUUUGCCUGAAACAGCUGUUUCCAUUCUCCGCGCUUGGCUCUUUCAGCAUUUUCUUCACCCAUAUCCGAGGGAUUUGGAUAGAGAAAUGCUUGCCAAACAGACUGGCCUUACUAAGAGUCAAGUUUCAAAUUGGUUCAUAAAUGCUCGAGUCCGAGUGUGGAAGCCAAUGGUGGAGGAGAUGUAUUUUGAAGAAAUGAUUUUUGAAGAGGGCAGAAAUCGAGGAAACCUCAAUGAAUAUAGUAACAAAGGUUCAUCCUCUAAGCAACCUUACUAUAAUACAACUUCAGAUGAAUCUUCAAACUCGAUAUUACCCGUUUAUCAUCAAGGAUACUAUGAAAAUGAAAUCUCUAUGCCAAACUCAUCCUCAAGUUGCCGCCUAGUGACGUUUAAGAAGCAAUACAAAAAUCAAGCUAACUUGAUCCAUUUCCAUGGAGGGUUUGAAAACUACCACGCAGUGGUUGGAAAAGAUGUCUCCCUUUCGCUUGGCCCGCAUCACUCGUGCGACCAAACUGUCAACAUCAUUCAGUUUGGAUCGACAGGUAAUGGAACUGAGAUCUCGGGCAUAUAUCCCUCGUUAACAUAUCAAAUCAUGAAUUAGAUCUUGAUAGAUAACAUAUAUAUUGUCUGCUUAAUGCCUGUAUUUCUUGUGUGUAUAUUAGUAUAUAGCCUUGGUUCAUGGGUGGUUUCAUAGGGAUGGAUGUGUAUAAGAUAGACAUAUAGAGGGAAAGACUCAAAAUAUAUGGUUUGAUAAAAAUGUAGAUACAAUACUUAGCUUAGAAACUAGAUAAAGUAUGGUGUUAAUUGGUUUUCUAUAGUAAGAUUUUAUUUAUUAUUGUUAUGGAGAUGGUGAUCAAUAUGGUGAUCAGCUUUUACUUGUGUCUUUAAGAAUGUGUCGUGUGUGUAAAUGUGUCCACAGCAGCCGAACUAUCAUUUCUUAUGCAAGCCUAUCUAUAUGAGUUUCUUUGUUCUUUUAUAUAAAAAUCCCUAUGUGACGCAUCCAUA
Molecule: messenger RNA, 1835 nt
Organism: Eutrema salsugineum
Lineage: Eukaryota; Viridiplantae; Streptophyta; Magnoliopsida; Brassicales; Brassicaceae
Product: BEL1-like homeodomain protein 5
Exons: 5
Coding region: 82-1431 (449 amino acids)
Biological process (GO): regulation of transcription by RNA polymerase II
Molecular function (GO): RNA polymerase II cis-regulatory region sequence-specific DNA binding; DNA-binding transcription factor activity, RNA polymerase II-specific
Source: RefSeq, a predicted model, not a curated record